CCGAGAUGCGUUUACACUUUUCCUGAUGACAUUUUUCUUGUAGUCUCUAAUCCCCUCUGCAUGUCUCCUCAACAAUGAGGUGUUGACUCACCCCUCUCUCUCCCUUGGUGUGGUCAAACCUCUUGUGACGGAUGGCAAGGACCUGACAGGACAUUCCUCCCCCCCCCCCCGUCCACCCACCCCCUCGCCCUUUCUGUGCCGGACAGCAGAGCUUUGUGUGCAAAUUGUGUUUGUCUGAAAAGACAGCAGAGCAAGGGAUUGCGACAAAGGCGAUGGGGCUGUAGACUUGGAGGGAGGACACAUCAGGUUGGUCUCGCUGGAGUAUUUCACCACUAGUGGAGUUUGGGUGUAGGAGGACAAAGGAGAGUGAAGCUACACUUCAUGUUCAUCUGGAGAAAGCACAACUGUUGUGCCCUAAUUUGAGCCAAAACAUUUUAGGUAGGACACCUUUGGGACUUCUAUUAAAAGGCGUCUAACAUGGACCCCUUAAGGAAAAGAAAUGAUCAGUUUGAUGUUUAUGAGACCGAGGCGCCAAGCCGGAUUUCUGGCGGCCCGCAGCGCGGGGGCAGCCUGGCAGAACAGCUAACAGUGGAGAACCUGCAUCUCCUGAAAGACGCCUUCGAAAACCACAAGACAUCCUCAGACGGGACGUCCCGGCGGAAACCGAGGAAACCCAAGCAGGACGGGGGUCGAGGACUAGAGGAGAUAGGAGGACGGGGAAUAGAAGCCCCCAGAAUCAAUUUGGAGGAGUUCCGGACGGUUCUGAGCUCGGUGAUUGGUCCAGAUGUCAGUGACGGCAGUGUGGAGAGGUUAUUCCUCGAGGUGGAUAUAGACAGCGAGGGCCUUGUUGACUGGCCCAGGCUCUGCUCCUUUCUGCUGCGUACGUCUGCAGAGAGAGAGAGCUCAUCCACGCCUAGGGCCGCCGUAGUAGACGCCUCGCCGCUCAUCAAACACUGCCUCCACAACAAGCAAGAGACCACUGUGCGGGUAGUCGCUGUCUACCAGCCGGCCUCCCUCCGCUAUAUUAGCGUCAGUAAAGGGGGGCGACUGAUUGUCUGGAACAGCCGUCUACACAUCCUCCAGCACCUUGGUCUCUGCGGGGACCCUGCAGAGAAGGCCGUAACAAGGGGCAACCGAUUCAGAGGCUGGACCACGGAUGCUGUGUACAUGAGCAAUGUCCACAAGGUCGCCAUAGCAACCGGAUGCAGGGAGCUGCGAUUCGUUAACCUCUCAGCGACUGGACUCUCAGAGGAGGUCAUCCUCUUUGGCUGCCAGAAUGUCCCAACUGCCCUUUGCUACUGGUAUGAUAAAAAGUCUCCGGGGCAGCGCUCUCUUCUCCUUUGGGGCGACGACAAGGGAGGGGUCAACCUGAUGUGGUUUCUGAACCCAUCCAAGGGCCUGUUUGAGAAUCAGCCCGGUGAAGACCCUGCACCCCAGAGGAUCUAUAUGCCGGACCUAUCUGACCACAGCAGUCUGGUCACCUACCAGCACAUCCCCGACAUCCACAAGGCGGCCAUCAACAGGGUCAUGUUUGAACCCGAGGCAGAGCUGAUCAUGACGUCAUCAGAGAGCGAUGAGACCUCUGUGGUCAUCAUGCAUGCGUCACUCAGGAGGGACCCUUACAUCUGGAGGAUGGACCAGGGCGUGAGAUGUUUCCACUACAGCAGGGGGCUGCGGCUGCUGGUGACGGGGGGCUUUGACACGGCUGUCCGGCUGUGGAACGAGGUGGUGACCACCCGUCCGGUGGCUGUCCUGCGCGGCCACAGCUCCACCGUCCUGGACGUGGUCCUCUACCAGCCCCGGGGCCAGGUGUUCAGCUACUCCAGGGACGCAGAGCUGAAGAUAUGGGCCAUCUCCUCCCAGCGCUGCCUGAGAACAGUGCGCCUGCCGUUCCCUUGCGUCCAGCCGGGCCGCUCCCCGGAGCAAAGCAGCUUCCCCUUCCUGUUGGUGGAGGCGGCGCUUCCUGCCAAGGGCCCGCCCCGUCUGCUGGUGGCUUGCAAAGAUUACCUAGCUCUGCUGCGAUUGGCCGGGGGCCGAGGAGACGACGCGGCGGCGGCGGCGGGACGAGAGGGGGCGGGGCGUGAGGUGAGACACGGACGCCGGGCCGCGCCCAUCACUGCCGCCCUGUACAACCCCGGGCUGGGGCAGGUGGCGACCGGGCGCCGCGACUCCUCGCUGGCCGUGUGGGAGGCGGCCACGGGCCGGGCCUGCUUCACCAUCCACGGGGCCCACGGAAGGGAGGCCCUCACCUGCAUGGCGGUGGACUCCAGCGGCAGGAGGCUGAUCACAGGGGCCCGCAACGGCACCGUCAAGGUGUGGGACCUGCUGAACGGCCAGAACCUGCACAAGUUGGAAGCGGUGUCCGCCUCAGAGGUCACCGGGGUCACCUGUCUCCAUGGCAACCAGUUACUGACAGUGGGGUGGAGUCUGCGGCUGGCGCUGUAUGACAUCAAAGGUGCCCAGGAUGUGUACGUGAAGGCUGACAUGGCGUGGAAGUCAGAGGGCGUGCAUAAGUCGGACAUCCUGGCCGUGUGCCCGUGCCCCGCCCUGGGGGUAAUUGCCACAGCGAGCUACGAUGGAGAGGUGGUGGUCUGGAGGGUGGAGACACAAGGGCCAGUGCAGAGGCUACAGAGGGACUCUCAGACAGGGGUGGCGCCCCCUGUAGACCACCUGCUGUUUCUGCAGCGCAGGGCGGCUGACAGACAGUGGAGAAACAGAGCCGUGCUGGUCUCCUCGCAGGGGGGCUCUCUGUAUUUCUGGAGCCUGUCAGGACACACACAACCGCAUGGACAGCUCUGCGGCCCGGGUCGGCCAGGUGAGCGUGUGUUAUCCCUGAGCUCUGAUCACCGUGACAACAGCGUCCUGGUCUCAGGGGACAGCGCCGGCUGCCUCCAGGUGUGGGAUAUUUCACACUACGCCCUGGACGUCCUGCAGAAGCCAGUGUGUGAGCGGCCCCCUCCUCUCCUGCACCGCUGGAGGGCUCACCAGGGGGCGCUGGUCUGCACCGAGGUGUUGGAGCUCCCCCAGGGGCUCUUCAUCCUCACCGCCUCCACCGACGGCUCUGCCAGGCUGUGGACGUCCACCGGGACCCCCGUGGGGUGCUUCGGACAGGGGGUGCAGUGGGACGUGGCCCACCCUGCCUCCUAUGAGCGCGAGAGCGAGGGGGAGAUGGGCGAGAGAAUGAUGGAGGAGGGGAACGAGGAAGGGAGCAAUCAAAGUGACCCUACUGGGGGAAGAGCCCCAUCCGGGGUGAAAGGUCAAACCUCAAAGCAGGUGAAGGGCCAAGGUCAAACGUCACCGGAGCAGAUUGAUCACCAAGCAGCAGCUUCACCUGAACAGACUGAUGCUCCACACACAGUGGAGACCCCCAGCCCGCCACAACACCAGCAACGUUUAUGUCAGCACCUAUUUGAGGACACGGACCGUCGGAGGAGGCGGCGUUUGCUGAGCAGCAUCGACCUGAACAAACUGUUCCAGGUCGGCGCCACAUGCUCCCCCCACCACGCUCUGGCCCUACAGGACUGCAAGGAGAUGCCCCUCCCUCCAGAAUUACCCAUAAGCCCCUGGGCGGACAGUCAGAGCCUGAGCCGCGGCGGCGCCAAGAUGAGCUGUGAGCGGGAAAAUCGAGCUAACCGAUGUUGACACCUUUAAAUGCUUGAAUAUAAAUAGUGUUUUUAAUCAAACAUUUAUAAUGUUCUUGUUCUCCAUUGUAUUCUUCCUUUUUUGUGUCAUUAUUUGGAAUAAAUGAAAUGGAU
Molecule: messenger RNA, 3755 nt
Organism: Gadus chalcogrammus (walleye pollock)
Lineage: Eukaryota; Metazoa; Chordata; Actinopteri; Gadiformes; Gadidae
Product: WD repeat-containing protein on Y chromosome
Exons: 19
Coding region: 478-3642 (1054 amino acids)
Molecular function (GO): protein binding
Source: RefSeq, a predicted model, not a curated record